AUGGCUUUGCUUACCGGUCACGCGACUCUAACAUACUCUCCAGACCGUCGAAUUGAAGAGGGAAGGAAAUUAUUGCUAAUGGAGAUGGAGACGCUCGCGUACCUGGCGCGUUCGGAUAGUUCCGACUCAGAUGUCGCCUCGAGCAGCGGACGUCCUACGCCUUUAGAUCCCGAAUACUGGCGAGGUAUUACCCAUUCGCUAGAGGCGACAACUAAUUCAAAUGAUGCAUAUAGACGCGCAAAUCGGAUUGACUCACCGCACUCUUCUUACCAAUACAAUCAACAACAAUACCGCCCAUCUAUGAGCUCCCCCGUUUCCCAUCAGCAACAUCCCGUGACAUCCAGUAGCUUCUAUAUGCGCGGACACGGAGCCUACAGUGACGGUGAAUUUCUCAUGUCGCCGAUCCACCGCCAGGAUGGAGCACCGAUGAUCUCAGUUAGCCCAGUUGCGCAGAUGAAUCCAAUACACGAAAGGUGCUGCUUGUCGCCCUCUGUAGGAACACUGAUGCACUGCCCGGAAGAGAGAAAUAACUUUCACUUCCAAAGCAAUUAUGAGAUCCCUGCUUUUCCCGUUCUGACACCACAAGAGCUGAAGGACCAAAUUCGUGAGGCCAUGGUCCGAGCACAGGCAUACCUUGACUUAGUGCCAUAUUUCCAGUCGUGCGACUUAUAUUCUGCAGGUGGUAUAUCUAUCAGAACAAUCCAGGAAGCACUGGGGAGAGUGGGGGUCAUUCUUAGGGAUGACUUACUACAAAGUGUCAGCCAACUUUUCAGAAUUCCGGGGUCCGAAUUGGUGGACUACGUCGCUUUUGGCCAAUUUCUUUAUCUCGACGCAUCUGAGCUAGACAACAUACGGUCGAUUGUAGCUGCUCGACGAAGUGUCCUGGAGAAUAACAGCAUCGAGCUUGGCGACGUGUUUUCUCAGUAUGACUCUUACCGCACUGGUUUUGUUUCUCGAUCGACAUUUGUGACGCUAUUACAGGAUUACAGCAUCCUCAUACCACAAACAACGCUCCAUUUUAUGAUGAUUACGCUUGCAAAAUCGUCAGACCCGACAUCUAUAUCCUACGUGCGUUUUUUUGAAAUGGCUAACGUUCAUGUUGCAAGCAAAGCUGCUGUGCAUUUGCCUCACCCCCGCCCAACGAACAUGUCGCCGCAUCAUUUUAGCGGCUGUACUGCUGGACAAUCCAACUUUCUUACGCAUGGUAGGCCUGCUCGAGGCUAUGAGAUGCAUCCUGCUUUACCUUUAGCGACCCAAACCUUUAGAGUCGUGGAUCACGCCUCUUCCAGCCCAGAAUUUGCAACUCCUUUACCAAGGCUCGGUUGGGUCUGUCGAGUGUGUACGCAUCAGCAGAUUGCGGACUGGGCUACACACUGUGAAAUUUGUGAAACUUCCAAACCGCGACCCGGGCUACGUGGUGAAGGAUUUGUUAAGUGCUUCCAUUGCAAAUUUGAUAACAACUACGAUUUGGAUGAAUGUGAAAUGUGCGGGCGGACGCUCAAUGCUAGCAAUAAGAAGCAUUUGAAGUCACAAAAGAGCCGUAGAUCGAAAAAGCGCUACCUAGCGAGUUCUUCUUCAAGUUCUUCCUCUGAAUCAUCCUCAUCGUCUUUUUCUCCUUCGGCAAGUCGUCGGACUAGGAAGUGCAAGUCGGAGCGGCACCUUCGCUCAUAUCGAGUGAGUCGAAAGAAGAGCGAACAGAAACCUCGAUUUAAGCGCGGAGAGGAAAUUCAAGCUAUACUUGAUAACGAACGAGGUUACGCGUUAGGUGUGAUCUCUCGGGUCCGGCCAAAUAGAUUGUAUGAUAUUGAAUUCGACAAUGGCUCGCACGAAGCUAACGUUGACGAAGAUUGCAUAUUUGAGGUAUCGCGAGCCCGCAUUAUCAAGACAUGGGAACUUUCUGAUAGUGAGGAAAGCAAGAGGAAUACGGUAUUGGACGAAGAAUGCAGCUUUGAUUACGAGCCUGGCGACAGCGUUGUGGCUCAGAUUCAAGGGCAAGGUAGAUUUAUUGCUGGCACGAUCAAAAAGUGCCACAUUGACGGGUCGUAUGACAUUACAUACGAUCGAGGCGAAGUCGAACACCGAGUUUCGUCAAAGUAUAUACGGCAACAAAGGUGUGGUUUAGCCUCUGCGGCGAAAAAUAUUACUCAUGAGAACAGCAAACCUAAAACUUACGAGCCAGUGUUAAAAGUCGAUCAGCCAGUUGAGGUUCAGUACAAGGGCACUAGCACAAUUCAUACCGGUGUGAUCUCCCACUGCCAGCUGAAUGGGACAUACGACAUUGACUACGAUGAUGGAGAAAAGGAGAUGGGUGUACCGGCCCAGCUGGUACGGCCAGUUGCCAGGAAGGUUGGUGUUGACGCCGAUGACGAUGUUAAACAAAACGAAUUCAAGAAGGGCGACAAAGUGGAGGCUCAGUACAAGGGCAAGAGCAGAUUUUAUCCGGACGAUGGCGCGCAGUUAUACACCCUCGUCAACGGUAUGACUGGGCAGAAAGAUGGCGACAUCCGCCUCGAGGCUAUGCCUGCAGUAGAUGUUCUUCUUGAGCUGGACGAGAUGUCCCGUGAAGAGUUUGGCAGUGCCUUGAAGGCAGGCGAUUUGGCCGAAGUGGUCAUUGUACGAAUUGACGAGGAGAUAAACUCGUUAUCGUCUCUGGAUUAA
Molecule: messenger RNA, 2658 nt
Organism: Plasmopara halstedii
Lineage: Eukaryota; Oomycota; Peronosporomycetes; Peronosporales; Peronosporaceae
Product: EF-hand domain pair
Exons: 3
Coding region: 1-2658 (885 amino acids)
Source: RefSeq, a predicted model, not a curated record